UGGUUGCUUUGCUAACCAAGGACGUUGAGUUCGAAUACUAGUUUUUGUUCGAAAGAGUGUAUAUCAGGUUGCAGGAUCACGCAUUCGCCUGGAAGAGCGGAGAGACUUGUUUAUUCUACUGAAGUUUGUUUGUAAACCUUAGCUUCAACAGCGCUAUCUCCGCUGGAUUAGGCACAAUGGGAAAUUACGCGGAAGAAUUAAAUGAUGUACAGAAAGAAGCCCUAAAACAGUUUAAAAAGAAUCUUGGGAACGACCUUAAGCCAGAGGAUAACGAUAUCAUUCUUCUUAGGUGGCUAAGAGCAAAAAAUUUCAAUUUGAAGAAAGCAGAAAGGUUGUAUAGAGAAAACUUAUACGCCCGUGCUGUUCAUUUAGUGGAUGAUUACGUCGAUCAUUACAUGAAACCUGAGAUUUGCCAAAAGUAUGAGUUUGCCGCUCAUUUAGGGUAUGCAAAGGACGGAACCCCCGUUAGUUACAUUGCAAUGGGAAGAGGAGACAUAAGAGGUUUCGUUAUGUCAUUGCAUUCAUUUGACUUGUCAAAGUAUUGUAGCUUAGUGAUUGAAUCUGAUCUUAAGAAAGUACGAGAACAAAGAAAAAAGACUGGCAGAGAGAUAAAUGAAAUUUUAUACAUCGUAGAUAUGGAAAAUUUGUCCUUGAGAGAAUGUUGUCACACUUGCGUAAUUGAAAUGGGAUUAGACAAUUUUAGAAUGUUGCAAGAACACUAUCCAGAAAUUUGGAAGUAUGUCAUCAUAGUCAAUGCACCUUCCUACUUUUAUGCUGCAUUUAAUCUGUUCCGUCCUAUAUUUGGGAAUACUUUCAUGCAAAAUUUCCACGUAGUGUCCAGAGAGGCUACUCCGGAGUUGCUACUGAAGUACAUCGAUGAAGAUGUUCUGCCUGCAUUUUUAGGUGGAAAAAAAGUAGAUUCCAAUGGAGAUCCCAUGUGUUCAGAAUUUUUGAAAUUCGGUGGUCCUGUCCCCGAGAAGUACUACCUCCGAAACCGCUGUCCGUUGCAAGAAACUGAUCCCGGGGCUGAGAGCUUCUUCCUGCUUCAACGGGGCUUCUACAACUACCCCUUGGUAGUGCGAGAGGCAAAUUCUAUUCAGACCAUCGAGCUUCGAUUUGAGGGAGGAUCUGUCACCACAGUAUUGCUGUACAAGCCAUUCGGAAACGACAUGGAGAACAUAGACAUUCCCCCUCGUGACGAGUACAUCAAUGAGCAUAGCGAGUCCUGUGAGUUCCGGCAAGUUAGCCCCAAACAGAAGCUGCAGGCCCACCUUGCUCCCAUUGAUAACUUCGUGUUGGCCCCCUGGCCGGGAAUAUAUGUUUGGAAAUUCGAUAACAGCUGCAACUGGCUCACUUCUAGAAAAGUCAUUUGCCGUUUCAAAGUUUUGCCGCCAGGGACGCCCCUUGCUUCGAAAUACAACAUGCUGGGAUUCACCGGACUCUCGCGAGACACCACUUCUAAACCAUAAAAUCAGAACCUUUCAGUAUCUUUUAAACUCAGAGAACUUUCUAGUAGCAUCUGUGAUGCUUCAGAAUGCCAACAAAUGCAGUAUUUCGAUUGAAUCUGAGUAUAGUGUGUCUCUGAUACGUUGAAGCCUGGCCUUGACUGUAUUUAUUUCUUUUUGAAGAGUGCAAUGAAAAGGAGCCUCGGUAUUAGCGAGUAUUUGAGAGAAAUAUUUUUACUAAACUAUUACGAAAGUAAUCCAGUGCCAAUCAUUCAUCCCUAGUACCUCCAAAAGAAGGACACAUUGUCAAGGUCAAGCUUCAAAUUAUUGGAACCACACUACAACACUGCAAAUAUGAAUGCAUAAACAUAGUAAGUAAUAUGAGAAGUAAACUGACUAAUUAAUUAAAAAAGUACCAUUUGCAACGUGUGUAAAAGCGCAAAUAAAAAUGUUGGGAAAAAACACAAAAUUUUGCAAACAGUCUAACGUGGAAAGUAUCUUCAUAGGUAAAAACAAAUGGGGGGGGGGGGGACAGCUUUAAAAAAAAAAACGAAAACGAACUUCUUUCGAGUUUGUAAUCUUAACAGGGGCGACCUGAACUAAAAUUUUUAGGAGGGCGAAAAUUCUCAAUUUGCCGAAUGGAACUCCAAAAUUUUGCCGAAUCGUCUGACAAAAUUUGCCGAAUAAGAAAACUUUUGGACGGUCACAGUGACCUCCUGUGCAAAGCCCCAUCGAGGUGCCCCUGGCUCUUAAUUACGACUUAACUUUACUCCUCAUAUUUUAGGACACAUUUUCCGGCAGUUUUUACGGACAUGGAGUGUCAUUCUCAUUAAAACGACAGGAAGUUUCUUUGGCUCGGUAAAUGUAUCUAUUUUCGAUCUAAUGAUGUAACGUUUAAGAUGUGUUUAAGAAAACAAGUUUUCUAUUCUAUUCUAUUCUAUUCAAGAGUCACAACUGACUACAACUGUAUUCAUGUCGAGGACUGCAUACUAAGUGCCUUGCCUCCAUUAUUUUAUAUACCGAUAGAUGGCAGCACCAUCACCGGAUCGAACAGUUAAUGAGAAUUUAGAACUAGUCCAAGAGCUAAUAGCUGCCUGGUACUAGCACCCCCAGAGGUAUCGUUUCACUUGGAGGACAUUGAGACCACGAGCAUAUUUAACGUCGCCCAGUCCCCUUUAAUGACGACGGUGGGUCUUCGACCAGCGGGGAUCGAACCCGAGCCCCUCCGGCCCCGAGUCCAAUGCCCUACCGAUCAGGCUACCACGGCCUAAAACAAGUUUUACUCAUAGAUUUCGUUUGCUGAAGGUAAUGUUGAGCAUUACCGUAACUGAUUUUGCAACGACUGCGAAGACAACAAGAUUGCAGCUGUUGGAACAGAUUGUUAAUUCUUCUACAAAGUUAUUUCUUAAUAAAUUCAUUUUG
Uloborus diversus is the source of this 2867-nucleotide messenger RNA. RefSeq names its product SEC14-like protein 2. The record is from RefSeq and is a predicted model, not a curated record. Bases 177 to 1469 code for a protein of 430 amino acids. Gene Ontology annotation, cellular component: cytoplasm. NCBI's taxonomy places the organism in Eukaryota, Metazoa, Arthropoda, Arachnida, Araneae, Uloboridae. The transcript is spliced from 14 exons.